Messenger RNA from Penaeus monodon (black tiger shrimp), 522 nucleotides. RefSeq names its product glycine-rich protein 23-like. The transcript has a single exon. The annotation marks the transcript as partial. Lineage: Eukaryota; Metazoa; Arthropoda; Malacostraca; Decapoda; Penaeidae. The record is from RefSeq and is a predicted model, not a curated record.
GUAAAGGCGGCUGUCCUGCUGGGAGUGGUGUGUGGAGCUGUGGCUGAUGUAAGCUAUGCUUCCCGCGGUGGAAGCUUUGGAGGUGGAGCUGUUGGAAGCGCCAUCUCCGGAGGUUUCGUAGGAGGAGGCAACUUAAUCGGAGGAGGAGGAGUAGGUGUUGGAGGGGGUAGCUUCAUCGGAGGAGGCGGAGGCCAUGGCGGCAUCGGCGGAGGCAGAGUUGACGCAGGUCACCUCGUUGGACACGGUGUACUCCCUUCAGGCGGCGCUGGAGGUUUUAUUGGAGGUGGCAGCGCAGUAGGAGGCUCUUUCGGAGGCCCCAGUGUGGGUGGUUCCUUUGGAGGCCCUGUUGGCGGAAUAUCUUCCGGACGCGUUAGUGGAAGAUACGGCCGAUAACCUUAUCCUUAUAAGAAAUAGGGAUAGAAAUAAUGCAUAAUAAUGAAUAAAUAUAGACCUAUGAUUUCUUAUGUCAUUCUCUAAAUAUUCUAUUAUUACUGAGUCUGUUCAAAGAAAUCCAGUCCGAAA